Messenger RNA from Symbiodinium sp. CCMP2456, 1083 nucleotides. The record is from the annotation of a GenBank genome assembly. NCBI's taxonomy places the organism in Eukaryota, Dinophyceae, Suessiales, Symbiodiniaceae.
AUGACGACAUUUGUAGACGAAGCGCUUCGCGGUCCGCGUGUUGCAGAAGUAGCCGCGGCACUGGGCGAUUCUUCGUGCGAAGUUCGGGCCGAUGCGCUCCAGCAUCUGUUAGGCUUAGAAGGGCCUGAGCUCGCACCGUAUGCAGAGGCAGUGUUGCCUCUGGUCGCAGACCCUGCCUCCGAUGUGAGGCGGCGAGCGUGCGAGAUCAUACAGAAACUGGAGGUCCCAGUUUUGCAGAAUCUGAAGGAUGCCCCAGUGGAUUCUCGGAUGUCGUUUCUCCGUAAUGGCAAAGCUUGGAAGUGCCUCUGUGCAUCUGGAUCGAUGCCCGUACCGCCACAAGCGCCUGCCCAUCCGGCAGCUUUCAUGCAAGAUCCUCGAAAACGAUACGAGGGCGAAGACUCUUGGCCUCCGCCGGCGUGUGGCUUCGACACGCCCGAUACACUCAGACAUCGCCAGAUGCUGGUACGAGAGGAUGGCAGGUUACAAGGUGUACACCUUGAACCGGUUGACUGGCAGGGAACCUUCAUGCAUGCUCCACACCUGUGGGAGAUUGCCAAGAACGAGGCGAAAGAGAGCCAUUGGUAUCACUGGAAAGUGAGGGACGCCCUUGCCUUUACAACACGUGAAUUUCAGGGAACGGCUCUGGUUCGGCUUCUCACGGACUCGGAGGUGGCUGUGCGCGCGGAUGCUCUGGUUGCGCUCAGACGGCUUCCGUCCGAGCUCUGGGCACACCACACACGUCGCGUGCUUCAGAGCUUGACAGAUCCGAUAGCGGAGGUCCGGCUGGCCGCACUCUGUGCCCUCCAAAGGUUGGGCUCUGCCGAGCUGGCGUUUCAGGCUCCACACUUGGUGCCAAGUUUACGUGAUGAAGACGCAGAAGUCCGAGCCGCUGCUCUGUUGACCUUGCGGUAUCUGAAGCCAGACCAGCUGGAACGCUGGGCGGAGCAGGUGCUACGCUGCAAACUGGAUCCCAGUGUCGAGGUGCGCGAGGCGGCUCAACGAGCAGUGGAGAGGCUCUCGCCAAGCACCAUGGCAGACUUGGCCUGUGCCGGCCUGCCGAAGGACGGCAUCUUCAGGUACUGA